UGGAAUGGAGCAAGGAAAAGGAGUCCCUUUUGAGCAAGUUAGUGGAUGAGAAGAGCGCAGAAUUGAUGGCUUGCAAGAAGGAAUUGGAAUGGAGCAAGAAAACGGAGUCCCUUUUGAGCAAGGAAUUGGAAUACCAGCUGGAAGCCACUCAGGCUAGAAGAGAAGUUGCGUCAUUGAGAGCCAGAUCUGAAGCUGCUCUUGCAAUAAGGCAGAGAACCUUAAUUGAAAGGGAGACAGCUGCAAGAGAUGUCGGAGCUGUCCUCGCCGAACGAGAGGCAGCCGUUGCUGCUGCUGAAGCUGCUGUCCGCGCUAGGGAGGCCGCUGUAAGCCAAAGGGAGGCAGCUGUAGCUGCUCGUGAAGCUGCUGUCCGCGCUAGAGAGGUCGCCGUAGCUGCUCAAACUCAACCGCGAUAUGAUGAUUAA
Molecule: messenger RNA, 422 nt
Organism: Linum tenue
Lineage: Eukaryota; Viridiplantae; Streptophyta; Magnoliopsida; Malpighiales; Linaceae
Source: the annotation of a GenBank genome assembly